Lampris incognitus (smalleye Pacific opah) is the source of this 2032-nucleotide messenger RNA. RefSeq names its product delta(4)-desaturase, sphingolipid 2 (gene degs2). NCBI's taxonomy places the organism in Eukaryota, Metazoa, Chordata, Actinopteri, Lampriformes, Lampridae. Bases 21 to 989 code for a protein of 322 amino acids. Gene Ontology annotation, molecular function: sphingolipid delta-4 desaturase activity. The record is from RefSeq and is a predicted model, not a curated record. Gene Ontology annotation, cellular component: membrane. Gene Ontology annotation, biological process: ceramide biosynthetic process; sphinganine metabolic process. The transcript is spliced from 3 exons.
GCAGCGCUGCAAGGACAGACAUGGGGAAGACAGGUGGAAGAGGGGACUUUGAAUGGGUCUACAAUGAUCAGCCUCACACUUCAAGGAGAAAACAAAUAUUGGCCAAGUAUCCAGAGAUUAAAUCCCUAAUGGGUCCAGACCCCCAACUGAAGUGGGUGGUAUCAGGCAUGGUCCUAACCCAGCUCCUGGCCUGCUACAUGGUCCACACCCUCUCCUGGAAGUGGGUCUUCUUCUGGGCCUACGCCUUUGGUGGUUGUGUUAACCAUUCCUUGACCCUUGCAAUACAUGACAUCUCUCACAAUGUGGCCUUUGGCAACAAAUUGGCAAAGUGGAACCGCUGGUUUGCCAUGUGGGCCAACCUUCCCAUUGGACUUCCAUAUUCAGCCUCCUUCAAGAAAUAUCACAUUGACCACCAUCGGUAUCUUGGAGGUGACAAGCUGGAUGUGGACAUCCCUACGGAUAUUGAGGGAUGGUUCUUUUGCACUCCAACCAGGAAGGUCCUUUGGCUAUUCCUGCAGCCCUUUUUCUACGCCCUGCGCCCCUUGGUGGUCAAUCCUAAACCAGUCUCUCAACUGGAGGUUCAGAACGCCAUUGUUCAGUUCACGGUGGACUUCAUUAUUUAUUAUCUUUGGGGUCUGAAGCCUAUCAUUUACCUCAUUGCAGGAUCUAUUCUGUGUAUGGGAUUGCACCCUAUUUCUGGACACUUCAUAGCAGAACAUUACAUGUUUCUGAAGGGACACGAGACAUAUUCUUACUAUGGAUCACUAAACUGGAUCACGUUCAAUGUUGGGUAUCACAUGGAGCAUCAUGACUUCCCAAGUAUACCUGGCAGCAAACUACCUCAGGUGAAGAAAAUUGCAGCAGAGUAUUAUGACACACUGCCUCAACACACUUCCUGGAUCCGAGUACUGUGGGACUUUGUGUUUGAUGACAGCAUUGGUCCCUAUGCCAGAAUCAAACGGGAAUAUAAACUGAUUAAUCAGGAAUAGCUCUGUGACUGGCUUGAAAUCUCACUGUUGUUUGAAUAGGGCCUAAAAUCCUAGAUGUCCGUGGUCUAAGACUAAAUGUCACCGUGUUCCACUAGAGGCUUUUUUAAUAUCAUUUUCUUUUACCCCUGGACUCCUCUCUCUCUCACACACACACACACACACACACACUAUUAAGUAUGCAGGGAAUCCUAUAUUAAAAUUAGUCCCAUCACUUCAGUAGUAUAUGGUAUGUGUAUGGAUGAAUAUUCAUAUUGCCACUGUGCAUGUGUGGUGGAUGAAUGCACUGAUGGAAAGAGGUGGCGAAAUCAAGUGCAUUACAUUCCUGCACUGAAAAGAUAAAACUAUGGCCUUUGUUCUUUUUUUUAAAUCGACUAACUUCCAUUUGUCAAUUAGACAGGUGGUUGGGUCACUUUCAAUUAAAUUAUAUUCCCCUUCAUACUUUCUGACAAUUUUUUUCUCCGUUUUUCUUUUUAGAUGAAGGCACAUUUCCAGUUAAUUGGUCAAGCUCCCAGCUAGCUGGGCAAAGGUCACAUACAUUUUCACGAGUCUUUCAUGAGACUGACACCUCCAUAAAACUCCCCCAUCAACAAGCAAUACACGAGAUCACACAGUCAAGAUCUCAUGAGACCUUCCAUACAUGAGAUUCAGCGCACAAGGGGUGUUGUUUAAGGGUCAGUGCUCGCCGUAUGGGCACCGUUGCAUGUACAAAAUUAAAUUGUUUAAAUUUUUGUUUUUUGUCUCUUACAAAUCUUAUGUUGCGUCUGUCCAUGAUGCAGAAACGGAACGGUGCCGAGAUGGAAAGGAGCAUUAAAACUUACCUUUCAGUAAGAAGAGCUUUUUUUCCUCAGUGAUGCCUCAUUCUGCUUGUCUUGAAAUGUGUAUUUUUGUCAGCCGUAAACUUUUCUUUGUAAGUGGAGCAUCAGCGCUGUUUAUGUUUAAACGAUUGAUCUGUAAUGUGAUCGAUCUGUGUUGCAGGCUGUUAACUGUGCAGUGUCGGCAUUGUUGUUACCUCUUCAAAUAAUGUGUACAUGGAAAAAUAGGAU